Molecule: messenger RNA, 2095 nt
Organism: Pelagomonas calceolata
Lineage: Eukaryota; Pelagophyceae; Pelagomonadales; Pelagomonadaceae
Source: the annotation of a GenBank genome assembly
GCAGCACCGAGCUGAGCGGCUGCCCCGCCGACGCCAGAACUGCCAUUUCUCGUUCCGGGCAUUCAUUCAGUAACAUGCGGUCAUUUCUCGUGCAUGCCGUCCUCUUCGGACUCGGCACCAGCCUGCGGAUGCCGAGAGGGCUCCUGCUCAGGCGCCCAUCUAACGCACCGACAGCGACCCGUGCCGCGGCGGUCGCGGAGAUCUCGAGAGACGAAGAUUUGGUAGCAAAUGCACCCGAACUGCUCUUCACGCCGCUGGGCCCGCGCAAGGCUUUAAACCCCCUCUCGCCGGAAUCAGCAACAAAGAACGCCCUCAGCGGCUUCGCCGUGUCGCUGGCGAUGAUCCCCGAGGCUGUGGCAUUUGCCUUCGUCGCUGGCGUUUCCCCCAUCGUGGGCCUCCAGACGACGGCCGUUUUAGGAUUUGUGGCGGCGGCUUUUGGUGGGCGCGGCGGCAUCACGACGGGCGCGUCGGGCGCGUGCGCCGUCGUCGUUGCCGGUUUGGUAGCAUCACACGGCGCGUCGUACCUCUCGGCGGCGGUGGCGCUCGCCGGUUUAAUACAAGUGUCGCUCGGCGUCUUGGGCGCGGGCAAGUUCAUUCGAUUGGUGCCGCACCCGGUGAUGUUGGGGUUUGUGAACGGUUUGGCAGUAGUGAUGACCCGGGCCCAGUUGCGCCACUUCCGGGCGCCGCUCGCCUGUGGGUUGGCGAGCCCCGAAGCGCUGGCGAUGGUCGGUUUAACUUCAUUAACGAUGGGCUUGGUGCGGCUCGUGCCGCGGCUGACGCGGGCCGUGCCGCCGACGCUGGCAGCAGUGUCUCUGGUAUCUGUGCUGUCGUCAGUGUUAAAACUGCCCGCGACCACAUUAGCCGAUUUGGCGGGCAAGGAGGCCUUCGCCGGCGGGUUGAAAGUCCUGCCUUCGUUCAAGGUACCGGCGGCCUUCUCGGCUUUGAAGACCGCACCGGCUGCGUUCCUCAAGGUGGUCCUGCCCUACGCGGCGACGAUGGCGUGCGUCGGCUUGGUGGAGUGCUGUGUGGAAAUCAACCAGCGCUGGCUCCGUACGCCAUCGAGCAGAUAUCAUGAAGAUGGCGUGGAGGUCGACGAACGCGCCGUAAAAUUUUGAUUUCCACACAGGUCGAGAGCCUGCUUACGUUACAAUUAGUGGACGGCAUCGCCGACGACGGUAAUAGAGGCUCCACGCGCCAGGAGUGCAUCGGCCAGGGCCUGGGCAACUUAGCCUCGGGCCUGACGGGCGGCCAGGGCGGCUGCGCUUUGAUAGGACAGUCGCUGAUCAACGUGGAGGCUGGAGGUACGUCGCGCCUGAGCGGUAUGGUUAUGGCUGGUGGCCUCGCCGCGGGCCUCGUCUCGGCCGCGCCACUGCUUGGCCCUGCGUGGAAAUCGACCAGUGCGUCGGGUGCACCCGAUAAUUCUUCACUACACAGGCUUGGCCGGAUCCCCAUCGCCGCGUUGGUAGGUGUCAUGCUCCUCGUGUGCAAGCAGACCUUCUCCUGGUCGUCAUUACGCUUGAUCAACAAGAUUCCAAAAGUGGACCUAUUUACGAUCGCGCUCGUGUCCACGGUCACCGUCACCAAAGAUUUAGCUCAAGCUGUGUUCUACGGCGUCGUCGCGUCGGCUCUAGGCUUCGCCUGGAAGCAAUCCACGAGGAUCAAGGCGACGUCAUCCGUGCCUACCGGAGGCUGGAAGACGUAUGCUGUCGACGGGCCCCUCUUCUUCGGGAGUACGUCGACGUUCUCCAAUCAGUUCGACCCGAAGAGCGAUCCGAAUGACGUCAUCAUCGACUUCAAGUCUUCACGAGUCGUGGACCACUCGGCGCUGGAGUCGAUCAACGAGCUCGCGCGCAAGUACGGCGACCUGUCGAAGAAGGUUCACUUGCGGGGCCUGUCGUCGGACUGCUACCAGCUGCUGGAGCGGCUCAACGGUGCCUCGACCGAUUACGAGCUCAUGGAACCCAGUUCAGAGGACCCGAUCUACGAGGUCGCCGAGGACUACUCCAAGUACGGGACGAUAUCCGUGCCGCGGAAGGACGCGGCGCCUCCCGCUGAGCCGGAGGAGUGAGGUCCUCGCGGUAAGUUUUCUAAGUAA